GCCGUCCACGCCAAUCACUCUCCCCGUCAGGCGUCUCCCACUACCGUCGUCCUCUCCUCUCCGGUCUCCCGGCGGGGGAAGAAGGGCUCCUCGCCGCUCGACUCCCUUCUCCGGUUUGCCCUACAGAAGAUUUCUUAUUUUUCGUGAAGAUGAAGCGCAUGCAUAGAAUGCCAACAAGGAAGGCCCAUUCAUGGUGGUGGGACAGUCAUAUUAGUCCCAAAAACAACAAAUGGCUAGCUGAUAAUCUAGAAGAGAUGGAUAAGCAAGUUAAAGAUAUGCUGAAGCUCAUCGAGGAUGAUGGAGAUUCCUUUGCAAAGAAGGCUGAGAUGUAUUACCAACGGCGUCCUUUGCUUGUCACUCAUGUUGAAAAUUUCUAUCGCAUGUAUCGUGCUCUUGCUGAGCGUUAUGACAAUGUGACUGGGGAAUUACGGAAGAACAUGCCAUCAACCCUUGAAUCACAGGGCUCAGGCAUAUCUGAAUCUGACUCUGAGGCACAGUCAACCUCCCUAUCUCCCCAGUCUAGCUUCGAAAAAAAGAGCUCAAAGGAGAAGAAUAAAAAGGGGAGUGAUGGAUCAUCAUCUUCUUCUUCUUCCGAAUCUGAUUCUGAGGUCGAUGAAGGGAAACAAAAAAAUGGCAACGUGCUUUCUCAUGCACUGAAUGGACGAAUUAAUGAGCUAGAAGAUGAGCUUAAGGAAGCAAAUGAAAAACUUGAGGCACUUGAGGAAAAGAAUUUGCGUUGCCAAUGUGAAAACCUUGAGAAGAAGUUGAUGGCUUCACAAUCAGAAAUCAAUAGCCUUCAGAAGGAUCUUGAAGAAAAGGUCCGUUCUUUGGAGAGUAUCAAAGAAAUCAGCAGUGGAAGGGAGGACUUUGAAGCUGCAGCUCUGGAAAGCAAGAACACAAUCAGUGAAUUGGAAGGAGAAAUGGCUUCAGCAGCUAAGCAUUAUGAGGUUCAACUUUCAUCUCGUGAUCUUGAAAUUGAGAAGUGCAAGCAGGAGCUUGAGCAAGUAUCUGAGAGGUAUUCCCAUGAUAAGUCUACUCUUGAGACUGAAAUCAGAAAGCUCGAAGAAGUGGUCCAGAACUAUGAGCGAGACUUAGCGAAUGUGUCGCAAGAGAAAUUGCUGCUUGAGGCCGAGGUUAUGGAGCUUGAACAAACAUCUCACAGCCUACAUGAUUCAUCGGCUGAGAUUGUAAAGCUACAAGAAGUAAUCAAGGAUCUGCAAGCAAGAUUGGAAAAUGGUUCAAAUGAGAAGAGAGUGCUUGAGGAACGUGUUAUGGAGUUUGAGCAAGUUCAGAGGGAGUUGGAGGUUUCGAGGGCUGAAACCGUGGAGCUACUAACUACAAUCAAGAAACUGAAAGCUGACCUGGAAGGAGCACUUGAGGAGAAAUCAGUGUUGGAGGGUUCUGUCAAGGACCUGGAACAGGCUGUUGCACGUAAUUUGGAGCAAUUCUCUCUCGAGAAGUCCUCUCUUAGUGCUGAGAGAGUAAAACUGUCAGAAAUUAAUGCUUCUCUUGAAGACAAGUUGACAUCCGCAGAGGCGCAGCUUAAGCAACUUCAAGCUGAAAAGGGAGUAGUGUCUGCUGAGAGUGAGAAGCUGAUCUCUGAACUGAAUCAAGAUAUUGCCAAUCUUAAGACACAGCUCGAACUACUGUCUUCUGAGAAAGCUGCAGUGGAUAAUAAGGUGUCUAGUAUGCUGAGUGAUAUCACGACUCGUGAUGAAAAGAUGAAGGAGAUGGGUAGCCACUUGGAUCAGCUGCACCUAGAGCAUGUCAAGCUGAUCGCAGAGGCAGAUGCUGCCACGAAGUCUGUGUCGGAUCUGAGCGCACGGGUCCGUGAGCUCGAGGAAGAGGUUGAGAAGCAGAAGCUUAUGGUCUUCGACAGCGCUGAAGGGAAGCGGGAGGCAAUCAGGCAGCUGUGCUUCUCUCUCGAGCACUACCGCCACGGGUAUCAGCAGCUGCGGCAAGCUCUGCAAGGCCACAAGAGGCCAAUGGUGAUGGCAACAUGAUCAGCCAGCAGCUUGCUGGAUCUUUCUAUCAGGAUGCCUAAAGUCAAUCUGUCAAUGUAAUGUAAACACCCCUUUCCCUUUCUUCAUGUAGCUUGUUUCUGCUCCUUAAUAGUCUUUGUAAAGCUUGUGAUCUGUAGUUACUUCAGCUACUGGUACCCUGUGAUGUGUGUGAUGUAAUAUGUUAUGGAUAAUUAUGACACUUCUUUUUUUAA
This is a messenger RNA of Lolium rigidum, 2215 nucleotides long. RefSeq names its product protein NETWORKED 4B-like. NCBI's taxonomy places the organism in Eukaryota, Viridiplantae, Streptophyta, Magnoliopsida, Poales, Poaceae. The transcript is spliced from 3 exons. Bases 150 to 2003 code for a protein of 617 amino acids. The record is from RefSeq and is a predicted model, not a curated record. Gene Ontology annotation, molecular function: actin binding. Gene Ontology annotation, cellular component: vacuolar membrane.